Molecule: messenger RNA, 2595 nt
Organism: Megalobrama amblycephala (Wuchang bream)
Lineage: Eukaryota; Metazoa; Chordata; Actinopteri; Cypriniformes; Xenocyprididae
Product: H-2 class I histocompatibility antigen, K-B alpha chain-like
Exons: 6
Coding region: 1208-1855 (215 amino acids)
Biological process (GO): immune response
Cellular component (GO): external side of plasma membrane
Source: RefSeq, a predicted model, not a curated record
AGAGACUUAAAUUACAUCUUGUGAAAGAGGGCAUAAUAGGUGCCCUUUAACUCAACCUGCUGGGUUUGUCCAUAUUUUACCCAGCUUGGGUUGUUUUUAACCCAGCAUUUUUUAGAGUGAAAACUCACUAAAAUGACAUGUCAACAAUCUAUGUGGUUUGACUGCUGCUAUGAAUCAGCUUGAAUGCAAUGCAAGUCUAUUUGACUUGGACAAAAAGUGUGAUAGAUAUAACAUGUGCAUCAAUGCGCAAUGUAAGAAAUGUCUUAGUGUGUGUUCAUGUAUUGGACACUGUGCAACAUGAUGUUUAGGUUUGAAGAUCUUCACCAAUAGCAGACACUUCUCUCAGCUCAUAUGAUAGCAUGUCAAAUAGCUUAUUCUUUCAACAAGAAUGAGAAGUUUUACAGUUUUUUGCUAGGAAUUAAUAAAAUUAUUAAUUAAAAAUAAUUAAGGUUUGAAAGUUUUUUUUAUGCAUCUUUUACUAAUCAUGCACUAAAUCUGUGCAGAGCUCAGAAAAUAAUAGCCAGUGAUUCAUGCAUGUCUGUUUCUGAUGCAGUUUUAAAUGAAGACGGACAUGUUUGCGAUUUCAUCAAGCAAGUCUUUCCACCAUGUUUUCACAUUUCCUGCUGUCGUAUACAGGAUGCAUGCGUCUUCUGUAGCUACAGACAGAAGUGACACGUGUACGAAGUACGGUAACCCAUACUGAAUUUGUCUUCUGCAUUUAACCCAUCCAAGUUAGUGCACACAAAUUAGGAGCAGAGAGUGAAUACACAGACAAGAAUGAUUUUGUUUGUUUUUUUAUUGUUUUGCCCUUUUCUAAGCGAUGCACAGCGAGAGAAACACUUUCUCCACUACAAGUUUACAGCUCUUUCCAAAGCAGAUUCAUUCCCAGAGUUCAGUGCUGUGAUUGUUGCUGAUGACAUACAGAUCGCUCACUACAGUAAUGAAGAAGUCUGGACAAGAGAGAAUCUGACUUGUGUAUGACUGGAUCACGAUACCUGAGGAACCACCUGAUGCUAGAGACUGGUUCAUAGACCAGCUGAAGACUCUGUCAGACUGCAAAAACUCAAAGUGUUCUGAUCUUCAUUUUCUUCAGAGAAUAAUUGGCUGUGAACUGCAAAAACGUCCUGAUGGAACAGUCAAGAGUCUGACAGCCUAUGAUGAAUAUGGAUUUGAUGGAGAGGAUUUUAUAUCCUUUAAUUCUGACACUAUGAAGUGGAUUGAUAAAAACCCCAAAGCCAAAGAAACUAAAGAGAAAUGGGAUCAUCAAACAGAACGCAACAAAUUCAUCAAGCUUUUCCUUAAGACCUGCAUGCACUGGAUCUCUAUGUUUCAUAUUACAAAAACUAUUCCAACAAAUGUUCGCGCUUUUGUGCCAAAAGUUUCUGCUGUUGAAAGUAAUCUGGUUCUGACGUGUCUGGCCACUGGUUUCUACUCCAGAGAUGUUCAGAUGUACAUUAGAUUGAACAGAAACAUCCUUGAGGACCAAACAUCUUCUGGAAUCAGAUCAAAUGGUGAUGAAACCUUUCAGAUGAGAAUCAGUGUGAAGAUCAACGGAAACCAUCAAGGAUCUUAUGACUGUCUGUUCAUUCAGAACAGUCUGACUCUAUCACGACAAGUUUUAACUCUGUCGGACGGAAGAUGUUUUAACUGUGAAAUGGAUCCUUCAUGGUCUGUUAAAGCAGCAAUAACAGCAGUUCUAGCUCCAGUUCUCACAAUUGUGAUUUUGUGCUGCAUCUUCUCAGAUCGUCUGAAAAGUGUUACAACCAUCAGUUACAACCCCCCCAAUACAAUACAACCAUACCAACAUUCAACCCCCCCAAAGUUGAAACCAAAUCUACCCCCUUGGAUGGAGUGAUUGAACUAUUCAAAGGAUGAAGCUGAUAGAAGGUCUUCUUAUUAGAAACUCUUGAAAUGCAUAACAGCAGAUUCACAGUAAAAGAUCAAUGUCACAGUGUUACACUCUUCAGGGACUCAAUGUAAGAUCAUAUGUUUAUAUAUAUAUAUAUAUAGGCUCUCUUCUCUGGUUACAGUUAAUAUAAUCUGCCGGUCUCAUUAUUGUGAUUGCUUAUUAACUUUCAGAAGUCACAGUCUAUCUGUUUAAGGUCCUUCCUUUCAAAUGACAUUUUGUCUGGAGACUCAUUUUUUGUCUGUGUAAAACAUGUCUUGGGUUUUGGGCAGUUAAUUUGUCUGUGUGUGUGUGUGUGUGUGUGUGUGUGUGUGUGUGUGUGUGUUUAAAAAGUAUUCAUUGUAACAUCUAUUUUAUUAUGCUGUGUCAUGAUUAGCUGAUCAAAUGGCAGUGUGCCUGAUUAAAUCCAGCUGAUGAGUGUUUGUUAAAAAAUGGAUAUGAAAUAACUAUAGACAAAAAACAACACACUGCCACUGUUGCUUGCUUUGGGAGAAAUAGUGGCAGUGUGCCGAUUUUUGUUUAUUUUUUAAGUGCUUUAUCUGAUCGAGCACCUGCCUAAAGUUUUUUUUUUUUUUGGAUGUGCACACAUUCUCUUUAUUCAUUCAGGUAUAACUCUUAGGACACCAAAAUCCCUGAAAAGUUGAAAAAAAAUGAUAAAAUAAAACUUUUUUCAUUUUGCAAACCAUGUA